Humulus lupulus (European hop) is the source of this 1641-nucleotide messenger RNA. RefSeq names its product beta-glucuronosyltransferase GlcAT14C-like. NCBI's taxonomy places the organism in Eukaryota, Viridiplantae, Streptophyta, Magnoliopsida, Rosales, Cannabaceae. Bases 215 to 1489 code for a protein of 424 amino acids. Gene Ontology annotation, molecular function: glucuronosyltransferase activity. The transcript has 4 exons. Gene Ontology annotation, cellular component: membrane. The record is from RefSeq and is a predicted model, not a curated record.
UCAAAACAUCUUCUUCAUUAGUACCAUUUUCAAUUCAUUCAUGUAUAGUUGAUGAAAUAUUAGGACUUCUGAGCUCUUUUUGAGGUUCCCAAAUGCAUUGUCUUUGCUUUUCUUUAAUAGCCACUCAUAUCUUCUUCUCCAACAACUUUGUUCUGUUCAUUUCUGUCACCCUUUGAUAUUGGCUUAAAAAAAAAUUCUUCUAGUCUUUUCAGCAAUGAGAAAACUUCAUGUUCUUUCACUCAUCUCAAGUUAUUGUCUAUGGAUUCUGGCAUUUGCAUUUAGUUUAGCCCUGUUGGGAGCGAUUUCGAGGUCAAACCAGAACAGAUUUUCUGGAAAAGUCAAUGAGUUUCAAGUUCCAAUAACCAGAAUCCCAUCAAAAGAGAAAGGGCACCCUCCUGUUCUUGCUUAUUGGAUUUAUGGAACUAAUGGAGACAGUGAGAGAAUUAUGAGGCUUUUAAAGGCCAUAUAUCAUCCAAGAAAUCGGUACCUUCUCGAGCUUGAUUCUGGUUCUUCACACAAUGAAAGAGAGAGUUUAGCACUUUCUGUUCAAUCAGAAAAAGUAUUUCAAGCCUUUGCCAAUGUUGAUGUUAUUGGGAAGAGCUAUGCACUCAACGAGAUUGGAUCGUCAGCUCUGGCGGCCGCACUUCGCGCUGCAGCAUUGUUUCUCAAGAUUAAUGCAGAUUGGGACUGGUUUAUCACACUAAGUGCUGCUGAUUAUCCACUCAUGACUCAGGAUGAUCUUCUCCAUGCUCUCACUUUCUUGCCAAGGAAUCUCAAUUUCGUUCACUACAACGAAACUCGCUGGAAAGAGAGACGAACUGCGAAUCGAAUCGUUAUAGAUCCGAGUUUGUACAAUAGAAAAAGCAGUCCAAUUAUGUAUUCUGUAGAGACUAGGGAGACACCUGAGGCAUUCAAGGUAUUUGGAGGUUCUCCAUGGGUGAUACUAACAAGAGAUUUCAUGGAAUAUUGCAUCCAAGGAUGGGACAACCUCCCAAGAACACUACUAAUGUACAUAAGCAAUGUGAUUUACCCUCUAGAGUCCUACUUCCAAACACUGCUAUGCAACUCACCCAACUUCAAAAACACCACACUCAACAACCCCCUAAGCUACACACUUUGGGACCCCAUUUUUGAGGUACCCCAACUUCUCACCAUCUCACACUUUGACCAAAUGGUGUCAAGCGAAGCAGCCUUUGCGGCGCCAUUCGAAGCCAACAAUCCAGUGCUAGACAAGAUCGAUCGGACCAUUCUAAACCGCACUCUCGAGGGCUUUGUGUCUGGACAAUGGUGUGGUUUUGAAGAGAACGACAAGAGCUUAUCAUCAUUGGAGUUGGGUUGUAAGAGUUUGGGGAGCAUUGACAUUGUCAAGCCUGGUUCAGCUGGGGUUGACUUGGAAGUGUUGUUGACCAAACUUGUUGAAGAAGAUGAGAGGUUUGGAUCUUCUCUUUGUUUGGAAGACAAAGACACUAGUAGUGAUUUGACAAAGUAGAAUAGGUGGUUACAAGUUGAAAAAUCAUUGGCCAUUUGCAUAUUUUUGAGAAAAAAAAGUGUAGAUUUAUAAUUAGCAAAUAUAUAUUAUAAAAUAAAAUUUUAGUUGAGGCAAAUUGAUAAAUAUAAAAGGCCAACUUUACUUAUAAUUUU